Molecule: messenger RNA, 3270 nt
Organism: Stegostoma tigrinum
Lineage: Eukaryota; Metazoa; Chordata; Chondrichthyes; Orectolobiformes; Stegostomatidae
Gene: blnk
Product: B cell linker
Exons: 26
Coding region: 122-1993 (623 amino acids)
Biological process (GO): intracellular signal transduction; cell surface receptor protein tyrosine kinase signaling pathway
Source: RefSeq, a predicted model, not a curated record
GAACUCCAGGUCUUGAAAGCUUCCGCCUUGUACCGGGAGAGAGCGGAGCAGGAAUUAGUUAUCAGAAGUAAAAACACAACGAUCAGAUCAAAGGCCGAGGUAGCGAGCUCUGCAGCGUACAAUGGCCACAAAGUUACCAACUCGGGAAGAGUUUGAAAGUUGGAGACCUAGGGAGCUAGCAGAAUUCCUGAGACUGAAUAAUUUAAGUGAACCUGCCAGUGUGGUGGAAAGGCACAAAAUUUCUGGGACAAUGCUUUUGGAUUCAUUAGAUCUUCUCCAGAACCGAUUCAAUGUGAUAAACUAUCCACAAAUUCAAAAGAUUGUUCAUGACAUUCAAAAGAAUGACGGUGGGUUUAUGAGCAGGUUUAAAAAGUUCCAAAAUGAACAAGUGGCCCUGAUGCGCAAAACUGGGAAAAGUACUUGGGAUCGAUUCACGAAACAUGCGCCACCCACUGUUCCUCAGAGAGAUUAUUCAGAAGGUGCUGGAGCACAGGAGGGAGAACAAUGGUCUGACAAUGAAUUUGAUACUAGUGACUAUGAAAAUCCAGAUGGACGUUCUGAUGAAUCCGAUGCUUACGAAGAUCCACGUGAUGACGGUGAUGAUGAUGAAAAUUAUGAGCCACCUCCAAGUGAAAAUAAAAACAAGAAAUUAGUCCCCCAACCUAUGCAUAUUUCGAAGGGUGAAUAUGCAGACAACAGACCAGCAGCCUCUUUUGCAAAGCCACCUCCAAUGUUGCCACGAUCGUCACCGGUUCCAGCCCAACGAAAGAUAACCCCACAUUCACAGAAAAUAGGAGAAAGGGAAGAUGAUGAGGAUGAUUAUAUUGUUCCUAUGGAGAAUGAUGAAUGUGAUGAUGCAUACAUUGACCCUACAGAGAAAACUGCAGCUGCGGUAAUAUUGAAACCUCCUAUGGUGAACAGAGCAGCCAAGCCAAACAGCAAACCAUCGGUGUUAUCCUCUAGUCCCAAAGCAGGACAUCUUCGUGGUCCAGGGCAAGCUGCCUCAGCGGGCCAGCUGAACACACAAAGCCCACAAGAUCAUGAUGUAUAUGAAGUUCCAGAUACAGAGGAAGCUUCACCGCUAGUGUCCAGGCCCAAGCCACAACUUCCUAAACCUGGAUCCACAGGAACAGGAAGUCCAUUGUUACCUCCUCGAUCAUCUCCCAAAGUAAGCGGUACAACAGAAAUACCCAGAAGCGAAGCACCAGUGAACAGAAAAGCUCCCAUUCCUCAACCUGAGGAUGACAAUGAGGAGUAUGAAGUAUGUGACCCUGAACCAAGUAAUUCGUCCAGCAAUUCACAGGAUUCCAGGACUGCUCCAGAUUUUCCAGUACUAUCACAAAGGGAUCUGAAACCAACAAACAGACCUUUCCCAAAACCGAGAAUGGGUGACACUCCAAGAGAACAAACUGAAGGUGAAAAACCAAAAAUCCCUGAUCGACCUCGACUCUCAAACCCAACAGCAGAAGCUCUUGUUACACCGGCACCACGUCUUGGCCCUAAGCCAGGCGUUUUGAGAUUACAAGCUGCAAACCAAUCAAAUUUUCCAGAAAUCCCAACCAGACCUAAUGGGACUCUUGGACGACCUGAUGUCCCUGCACGUGUUUCCAGCCCUAAUUCAAAUAUGGAACAGGAUCCGAGUGUUAGUGGCAAAAUUUGGUUUUCAGACCAGUGUGACCGAAAAGGCGCAGAAGAGGCUUUAAAUAAAUUUAAUAAGGAUGGAUGCUUUCUCAUAAGAAAAAGUUCUGGGCAGGACUCGAAGCAGCCAUAUACGUUAGUUGUAUUCUACAGAAGAAGGGUCUAUAAUAUUCCUGUACGAUACAUUGAAUUAACAAAAGAAUAUGCGUUAGGGAAAGAGAAAAAUGGUGAAGAGCGGUUUCCAAGUGUCGCUGAGAUCAUUGAAAGCCAUCAGAAGAAUCCCUUGGUACUCAUUGACAGCCAAACUAACACAAAAGACUCCACCAAAUUGAAGUAUCCAGUCAAAAUGUCAUAAUACAGACUUCUAACUGAACGGAUUCAUUCUCAUUUCUAUUUGAGAAGACUGGUUCUGAAUUUCAAACAAAACAUAUUUUAGUGCAAUUUUCAAAGCUAUAUAAAUCCAUACAAUCUUGCUCCCAUAAAGAGAUGAAUUGUGUAACGGUUACAUCAUUGUAUGCUCGAAUCCAUCGCUACUGAAUGCACAACAGAAGCAUUUUCUUGACAGUAUAAGUUAAUAGCUUACAUAUCAAAACGUGUUAUUAAAACCACUGUAUAGUUACUAAGAUCAGAUAGGAUCUACUGUCCAAAUAUCAACUAAAAGUUCAGCUUACAAAAACAGCUCGUCUUUAUUCAUGGUUAAGUUUAAUUUUAAUGUAAUAAAUAAAAGCUGCAACCAGUGUACUUUCAUUUCUCCAAAUAUUCACAUUCCAAUUUCUAAUCAUCUUUAGUGUUGAAAAUGUAUUUUUGGUAAGCACUGUAAGAAUAUUUAAAUAAUGCUAAGUAGUAAUGAUGAUGGAAUUAAAUGUGGAAGUGAAAUGAAAGCUCAAUUUGCAAUUCUCGUUAACAGGAACAUCAAGUUAAAAAUUACUUUUCAUCUCUAGGUGAUUUUAAAAGCAACCUGCUCGUUGUACAGGUUUGUUGUGAGAAGAGAUUGAGCAGACUAAAUUCCAUUCUUGUUCAUAGACCAAUAAUUUAAAAAAAUCUGAAAGUUUAUGGUUGCUACAUCAUCCAGAGACAAGACAACAACUGGUGUGGAGAAGCGAAAAUAUACAUGCCUUGAUCACAGGCGAUGCUCUCUGAAAUGGCUAAGGUUUAUUAUUGGAGAAAUUAAAAUAUCAAAGCUCCACCUGGAACAUAUAAAUGUGGAAAUUUCACGUAAAGACAAUGUAUGCCUGAAAUUAAAAGUGGUCAGUUGUCUUUGACUUCAUCCAUAAACAAAAUUUUCAGAAUUGUUUAGAAACCUAGUACCAUUACUUGCAUGAAUAAGCAAUUUGAAUGUCUUCUAAAAUGCUUUGUAAUUUCAUUCUAAGUCAUGUAACUCAGACAGUGCAACUUAAAUAUUGCACUAUAUGCCAGUUUGAAUUGUAAGCAGUGUAAAAUUGACCAUGCAGAAGUCAAUGCUGUAAAAACUACUGAUUCACUAAUUUCCUUUAGCAAACAAUGAAAUGGAGACUUUGUCAAUACCACUCACAUUUUUUUAAAAAAAGAGAAAAAAUCACAUGGUAAAUACAACAAUUUGUCAGUGAAGUUAUUCAUUUUUGUUUGAAUCAAUAAAAUCUGCACUUUGUAACA